Messenger RNA from Monopterus albus (swamp eel), 2810 nucleotides. RefSeq names its product HAUS augmin-like complex, subunit 5 (gene haus5). Gene Ontology annotation, biological process: centrosome cycle; spindle assembly. The coding region runs from base 169 to 2151 and encodes 660 amino acids. The record is from RefSeq and is a predicted model, not a curated record. NCBI's taxonomy places the organism in Eukaryota, Metazoa, Chordata, Actinopteri, Synbranchiformes, Synbranchidae. Gene Ontology annotation, cellular component: HAUS complex; centrosome. The transcript has 20 exons.
CCAGCUGUUAUUAUUACAGGAAGUGCCGUGAGCGGGCGGGAAAUUGAAAGUUAGAGAAUUUUACGUUAUGGAAAUCUAUAUAUCACAACUUAGUUUGCCUACGUGUACUAAAGGAAAAACACAUCUUUCACACUAGCAGAGUUAACUCUCUACAAGUUAUCUGUCAGGAUGGCGGACAGAAAUCUUGUGCAGGACCUGAAACGUUGGGCAUCAGAGGAGUUCAAUCUGCCUCCGGAUAGCUUGCCAAGUGACAGCUAUUUUAAAACGCUCUGUGUUGGGAACGGGAAGUCAAUAUGGAAAUAUGUCAUCCAACACGUUUUUCAACAGAGAAACGUGAGGAUCAUGCGUGGUAAUCUUCAGUGGUACAAGGUUCUUCAAGACAAAGAGCUGAAACAGGCUGAGGGCCAGAGUCAGGCUACAAAGCAGAAAGAGCUUCAAAGGCAGAUAGAGCAUUUGAGAGCUGAGAUCAGUCACCUGGAUUCUCAGAUCAGUGGAACAGAGGAACAGUUGGCCACACAAGAGCAGUCUAUCAGUCGUAUCUGGGCCCAGGUGGAGGACAGUCGGCGCAGAGAGCUGCUUCUGCAGGCCUUCAGGCAGCGCUGCAUCUUGGGUCGGGAGGUGCUAUCUGAUGACACACACAAGAUCAGUGGGCACUGCAAGGUACUGGAACAGAUGGCCAGAAAAGCAGAGAUUGAAGUACUGUUUGAUGACAAGUCUUCUAGCAGCAGUGAUGGUAACAUCCUCAAUUCCAAAGCCACAGCAGUGGCACAAGUCCUGCGUCAAGUGAGAGAGCUGUGUGACGACAGGGUCCGUUUCUAUCAGUCUUUACAAGAGAGUGAACUGAAAACCCAGAGCUCUGCAGCCAAACAUAUGACUCGCGAACAGAGGACUGCUGUGUUUCAGUACUGGUUGAGUGCUGUGGAGAACCUGUUGGAUGGUUAUCCUCCAAACCACAUCCUCUCAGCAUUACAGUAUUUAGCUUCAAGAGAACAGAAGGAGCUGGAGGACAAACUGGCCUCUCUAGAUGUGACUCAGGAUGUGACAGCUCUACGGUUUCGCUAUGAAAGCAAUCACUUGCAAGACCUAUCAGCAGAAGAGGAUAAUCACUUGCCACCGGUUAAGAGCCUCUUACAGGCUGCUUGGGAAGAGGUGGAGCAGAGUUGGGUGGAACUAGCCCAGACGCACUCCAGAGUUCAGCAGCUCAAAAACCAGCUGCAGGCCGACAAGAAGGAGGCUGAACAGGAAAUGUCUGUUUGUGCAGAUGAGGUCCAUAAUGAUUCCAUGGCACUCUCAGCUCUAGAGCUGGAACUCCAGUGUGUGAUGCAGGCUGCAGCCCGAGAUCACAUCAGAGACCAGUGCAUCCAACUUGACCAACACGCCAGAAGCCAACGGGAGGCGCUCGAAACCCUCCGCAGCCAGUGGCAGAGCAUCCUUGACUUUAGACAACUAGUGAUUCUCAGACAGGAGCAGAUCAGAGGUCUGAUUAAGGAGAACUCCACAGCCAAGACGGAGUUGAUCCGUCUACAUACAGAGUUACAGAAAUAUGUCCAGGGAAAGCUGGUGCCACUGUUUGAAGAUGUCACCAGUGCAGCCAGUAGCUUAAGGAACUCUAUUUCUAAGGAGGCCAGACAGUUUGGAACAAUUUCACUACUUGCUCUGGACCACAGGACUGUUGAAGGAAUGCAAAGAACCCCUGCAUCGUGGUUGUCCAUCUAUCGCUUGCAGUCCCCAACCUUCAGCAGCUUGUGUCAGAGCCUGACAUUCCCACUGUACAGGGCUCCAGAGGAGUUGUGUUCCCAGGCUCGCUUCCAGAAACUUGAGUUGCGUUUUCUCCGUCAGUUAUUACAGCUUCACUCUGCUACUAUGCAGAAAAUAGAAAAGGAUGCAGAGCAGCUGCAUGCAUCUGAUCAAAAAGCCUUGCUGUCCAGAGUCAUGGAGGAGGAUCAGAAGCUUCUGAAGUCUUUGGUACCAAGAGUCAGAGGCCUCACCCAGCGUUGUGCACAGGGUCUUUCUUAUGGGAAGCAAGUCAAAACUGCCAUCUCUUACUGGUGGGAUCAACCAGCACAGCAUGUCCUACCUGAGAUCAGUAAAGGAGGACUGACUUUUCAGCAGUGGCUACAAAGGUGGAAACUUGCUACCAAAGCCUCUUAAGGGACACCUCGUUGUUAAGUGGCAAAAUGAGCACUCUGCAGUCAAGGUUAUAUUACCAACUGGACAAAGUGAGCAACUACCCAGGAGCUGCAGUUACAGAUGUGUUAAAGGUUAGGGGUCACAAUUUGUCUGUCUGUCAUAAAACGAUAGUCCAGCACCCAUAUGAACACUGCAACAGGUUUUUCUUUCCGUUUUCAAACCUCCUGCUUAUACUGGCCCAUUAAAACAGACAUUCCUAAUGGUAUUUCAGUGGGGGAAACAAAAUGAACAGUCCUUGUGCAGAAAUACAAAGUUUAUCUACUAAUAAAGUUGUUUAAUUAAAUUACCACAAAUUCUGAGUAUUGUUUCAGCAUAGGAAGUUAGGUUGUACAGGACUUGAUGGGAAAUUGGAGGCAGUAGUGACCCCUUAAGAUACUAAUCUGAUUAAACUGUUUGGUUAUUUUUCAAACACAAAUGCCACACAUUUAUGGUUCCGGUUCCAGAAAGUUUGUGAGAAUUUAAUGUUUUUAGGUUUUAUUCUGUUGGUUGUACAAAACAAGGAAUCAGAUGAUAUCGCAUGGUACCUUAGGACAUUGUGAUGACUAUCACUUUUGUUUUAUAGAGCAAGAAAUGAAUUACGAAAAUAUCAAUUGCAGCCUUACAAGAGGUAAUGUCAUUAA